UAAAGGCCGACCUGAUGUAUAUAUAUAGACUGAGAAGACGUAUGGGCACACCCUAGUUACCACGCGAGCAACACCCUCUCACGUAGACAACAUGUACCUUUCACGGGUGUUUCUUGGUUUUUUUACGUUCGUUACUGUCGUUUCUGCAUAUGUGAAUUGCUCUGGGGAUGCGGCAGAAGGCGAGAAAUGGUUAUCCAACACUGGCUACAAUUGGACUGUGCGUGAUGUGAAUCCCACGUGUAUUUUUGAUGAUUCUCUUAUUCAGAACGUUUCUGACUCAAACUGGAAUUCUGUUUUGGGUAAAGGAAACUGGAUUGUGGAGCUUACGACGAGCAACUGUCCCGUGUGCCCUUUUGUGAGGGCUUUGAUGAAUGACAUGUCCCACCAACUCUCUAACAUUACUGAGCUCCAUUUUGCUCGUGUUUACGCGGAAGAGAAUCUGAUGACGAGUACACGUCUGCUUGUAACGAAGCUUCCCAACAUUUUGUACAUUGUGAACAACACGGAGUUCCGUGUUCUUCCCUUUGAGUUCUUGACUCAUAAACUUCUUCGUGAUCUGUACACGUCUGCAAAGUUCACGCAAUUUAACAAGCGCGAUGGUUUCUUUUCCAUCGGUGGACCCUUGGCCCCGUUGUACAAAGUGAUCGGCAUUGUCUUGAAGAAGUACACAGACUUAACGAAAGGCAUUCCUCACAUUGUUAUGUCUAUUGGUGUUGGUGUCUUCAGCGGUUUCUUGUUGAACAUGAUGCAUUCUAAGAAAAAGCGUCAAUCUGGCGCUGCUAAAACGAAAUAGGGAAUGAAGACCAAAGCGGCUCAGCAACUGGGGGAGGAAACAACCCUGUAGAUGUCUGAGCAUGCCCGUCCUCACGAGAACACCCGCCAAGCUUACUGGUUGCGUUCAGUUGUCAUACACAUAUACACAUUUGGACCCUCCCUCUCUCCCUCUUCGCUAUACAAGACAAAUUCUCUUCUUCUCCCCUCUUCUCUCCUUCUCUCCUUCUCCCUCCAUGAGUUCUACUGAAUCUAUUUUGGACAAGCAAAGAAGGGCUUUGUAGAGUGAUGACGACUGUCGAGCGUGAAGGGAUCCCACUUUGUGGGCUGCUCGUUCUCAAUGUUUUCCACGGCAUGGCCCUCGUAGGCUUCAACGCUGAUGGGAAACGUGAGAUGUUGGAGGGGUUUGGUAUCGGCCGGAAUUUCAACGUCCUCGAGUGUGUGGAUGAUAUUCACACCGGUGUUCACCUUUUCCAUCAUGGCACGGGCAGCUUUGGGCUCGGAGGGCUGUUGGAAAACAGCCAAAUCGAGCAUCUGCUGGUACUGUUGUUCAGUAACUCCGGCGAUCGACGGUUUCCGGCAAACCAGUCGGAGAAGUGACACGUUUGAAGGCUUAAGACGCAACAUUCUUUCAAUCAACACUCAAUUGCCGCUCAGCUCGAUAGACACACUAGCCCUUGCUCUACGCUUUUCUUCCCUCCUGCAAGUCCUACUUAUGUGCGAGGCAGGGGCUAUGUUUUCGCCCGCGGGAAGCCGGAUGAACCCUACCCUAAAAUAUGUGACUGCUUUUUAUAAAACGUAUAUAUACGGGAGAGGAAGGAAGAGGACGGGAUUUUUUCUCCGUUCGACUCGUUAGACGGUAGUAUAUCGUAUUGAUCAC
Schizosaccharomyces japonicus yFS275 is the source of this 1651-nucleotide messenger RNA. RefSeq names its product thioredoxin family protein. Lineage: Eukaryota; Fungi; Ascomycota; Schizosaccharomycetes; Schizosaccharomycetales; Schizosaccharomycetaceae. The record is from RefSeq and is a predicted model, not a curated record. The coding region runs from base 92 to 793 and encodes 233 amino acids. The transcript has 2 exons.